This is a messenger RNA of Dacryopinax primogenitus, 2205 nucleotides long. RefSeq names its product Metallo-dependent hydrolase. NCBI's taxonomy places the organism in Eukaryota, Fungi, Basidiomycota, Dacrymycetes, Dacrymycetales, Dacrymycetaceae. Bases 1 to 2205 code for a protein of 734 amino acids. The transcript is spliced from 5 exons. The record is from RefSeq and is a predicted model, not a curated record. Gene Ontology annotation, molecular function: hydrolase activity, acting on ester bonds.
AUGGACUUCAACUCAGCUCGCUUCUUACGUCCAUCAGCUUAUCUCAAGCAGACACUGCUAUCAUCACCGUCGUCAUCUUAUUCACCAACUACCGCACCAACACUUCCCAGCCAUUGUUCACCACAGCUGUCCGCUUCCCCCCCCUCCACAUCAUCAUCCCUCUCGAACCCACCACUCAACUCCAUCCUGCAGGUUAUGGGUAACGAGCGUCAAGAGAUGGAGGACGAUUCCUGGACAGAUCUUCUCAAUUUGGGCAGCCAGAGCACCAAUAGCACCUUGCGGGCCAGUCAGCUCAACACCCAGAUGGAAACCCCAGCGUUUGGUGGCUUUUCCGACGAUUUGAUCUUUCCCAUCGAACUCGAACACCAUCGCUCCCCCUCCAAUCAUGCCUCGAUUCAGGAUAUAUUCCCAUCACACUUCAGCCCCAUCUUGUCAUCGGUGUCACCGUCACCAACGUUCAUGCAUGCCAUGCCUGGAUCCGGCCCUGCCUCGAUGCCCUUCUCACCAGUGCAUGCUAUGACCCCAGAGCGGAGAUACUUCCAACAGUCACCUCACGCUGCCGAGAUUGCCCUGCAGAGUCGUAUGUCACCCUUCGCCGGCUACGAAUCCGAAGGGUAUCAGACGGAUCCACUGUCUCCGUUGACGAACGGCCAAUUCAGCAACAUGCAUUUGUCGGAUACGAUGUCGAGUCCGAUGCAAGGAUACAUGACCAACAUGUCUCAAUCUGCACCAACGCAGCAUGUACCGUUUGCCGACAUCUUCCUAUCAAAUGGGUCACUCAAUCCUCUAGCAACACAACUGCGCACUGCACCGGCGCUAUCUCCAUCGCCAAAGAUUGAACCGGAGCCCGAAUUGGACGCCAAUCAUGCUGAUGAUGACGACUCCGUUGACUCGACACCAGAACUUGAUACUGACGAUGCCGACCGACCUGUGCGCAAGCAUACGCGUAUCCCUCUGCCAAUUCCAGUGCCGAAUUUGACAAAGAAGUCCCGUGGGCGCCACGUACCAACCCUCCCGUCUUCGCAAACAGGCCAAUUAGGCAUCAUGCAUAGUGCCAGCUCGAGAGAUGAAGUGAUGGCCGCUUCGAAGAUCGCCGCGGAGCAACUGGCAAGCGUGAGCAGUACCCAUCUGCCUCCCGCCGAGCUACUCGCACAUCUGACGGAUGUACACUGCCAUCCCACCGACUCGGAUACCCCCAAGGACGUGAUGGAAGCCCUCGUGAUCCGGGUAUGCGCAAUGGCGACGCGCUCGGAUGAUCAGGAAAAAGUGGCUGAUCUAGCAAGAGAAUGGCCGGAUAAGGUCACGCCUUGCUUUGGCUAUCACCCGUGGUUCUCGCAUACGAUUUCUCUGCUCCAGAAGUUACCAAAUAAAGAGGAGCAUUAUGCAUCGAUUCUUCUCUCUGGGAAGGAUGCGAGCCCAGAGAAUAGUCUAAAGCUACAGGAGAUGCUCCCGCUCUUGCCUGAACCCCGUCUUCUGAAGGAUAUUGUUGCUGAAGUCCGAAAUAAUCUGGUAGCUCAUCCGCAGGCAAUGUUGGGCGAAGUUGGGCUGGAUCGUGCAUUUCGCAUACCCAUGCGCCCGUAUCCUUCACCGCCGCCCCGAAAACUGUCGCCUUUCUCUGUACCAAUGGGGCAUCAGCUCGCCAUCCUGGAGGCGCUGCUUGGAGUUGCUGUGGCAUUGAAACGGAACGUCAGCAUGCAUAGCGUGAAGUGUCAACAGGUCACGGUGGAACUGUUCAAGAGGAUGAAGGCACUGCAUAACGAGAAGUGGGGCAGUAUCAACAUCGACUUGCACAGCUGUGGAUUUAGUGCUGAAACAUGGAAAGAGGUCGAGCGCAAUUAUCCGAACGUAUAUUUAUCCCUCUCAACCACGAUCAACGCUAAAAAUGGAGGGGUUGCGGCGCUUAUCCAGGCUGCGGCGGAAACUCGUAUUCUGAUCGAGUCUGACUGGCACGACAUCACCUUAUGCACGGGCAGUGCUUGGGAUAUACUGAGAUAUAUCGCCGAAGUGAAAGGUUGGAGGGUUGAGGAUACAUGGGAAGAACACGUACAGGGCGAACCGGGUGCUGUACGCCGGAUUGAAGAGAAUUGGAAUUCCUUCAAGAGUGGUGGAAAAGGUCUUGCGCCUGAGCACAUCGCCUCUAAUCACAGAGAUCGAAGACGUAGAGAUCACUCCGUCGACGAGCUGGAUAGCGAUGUAGAGGAGUAG